AAUAAUAAUCCCCUUAUUAAAUCAAAAAUGAUUACUACCACUGACUGUGAAUGCCCACAAACCGUUGUUCCAACUACCGUUGAUGCCCUUUUGGAUAAUGGAGUUGCCGGAAUCUACAAUGGAUCGUUGAACCUUAGCUCGUCCUCUGACUACAGCCCAGACUACAGUAUCUUCCACUGCAGACUCAACUUUAUCAGCCCACGUCCAGGUGGAAUCUCCGGUUGGGUACCAGGUGCCGUCGAUGACAAGCAGUACAUUGUUGCCAGCUGUGACGCCCCCAGAAUGUUCACCGGCAUUGCCACCCAGGGCCGUAGUGGAACCGACCAGUUCAUCACCGCAUACACAAUCCGCUUCAGCCAGGACAACAAGAACUGGUUCAACCUGAUUGGCGGAGCCAAGAUCUUUGGUAACACCGAUGUCGACACCCCUGUCGCCUACGCCUUCGACCCACCCAUUUACGCCCGUUCGAUCGCCCUCCACCCAGUGACCUUCAACUCCAACAUGGGUCUCCGCUGGGAGCUGUACCACCUGCCCUUCAACACCUACCCAACCACCCAGAUUGGAUCGGUCGCCAUUGGCAACCGUGAGCUCAGCUCAAUCGAGCCAUCGACCUCGGGCUCGAGAUCGGCCACCCGCCAGGUGACCUUCCCAGUGCCAUUCCUCUGCGCUCCAUCCGUGGCCCUUGGUCUGCGCCACAUCGACGCCAACUCGGCCCAUGGCAAGUGCUACACCACUCGCAUCCAGGUCAACGCCAGCAACAUCACCACCACUGGCUUCACAUGCACUUUCACUACCUGGGCUGAUUCCAACCACUUUGAUGCCACUGUUGAUUUCGUCGCUGAGGAUUUGAUCAGAACUCCAAUCAUCCACCGUCUCAACACUCCAUCGACCAUCUCU
This is a messenger RNA of Acytostelium subglobosum LB1, 897 nucleotides long. RefSeq lists its product as hypothetical. NCBI's taxonomy places the organism in Eukaryota, Evosea, Eumycetozoa, Acytosteliales, Acytosteliaceae. Gene Ontology annotation, cellular component: cell surface; protein complex involved in cell adhesion; phagocytic vesicle. The record is from RefSeq and is a predicted model, not a curated record. Gene Ontology annotation, biological process: cell-cell adhesion. Gene Ontology annotation, molecular function: N-acetylgalactosamine binding; oligosaccharide binding; polysaccharide binding. The transcript has a single exon. The annotation marks the transcript as partial.